CCGCCGCUCUGCACCCGCUGGCCCCGUGCGCCCUCUGCUCCGCCAGCACCAUGCACCUCUCCCAGCUGCUGGUCUGCGUCCUGCUGCUCACUCUGCUCUCGCUCCGGUCCUCCGACGCUAAACCCGGGGCUCAGCCGAAGGUCCAGCGCGCCCCCGGGGAGGGGACCACCGAGCCCCAGGCUGCGGGCGGCGCUCAGAAGAAGGGCGACAAGGCUGCCGGCGGCGCCAACCUCAAGGGGGACCGGUCGCGGCUGCUCCGGGACCUCCGCAUGGACACCAAGUCGCGGGCUGCGUGGGCUCGCCUGCACGAGCACCCCAACGCGCGCAAAUACAAAGGAGGCAACAAGAAGGGCUUGUCCAAGGGCUGCUUCGGCCUCAAGCUGGACCGGAUCGGCUCCAUGAGCGGCCUGGGAUGUUAGUGCGACGACCCCUGGCGGCGGUGAGUACACCGGCC
Messenger RNA from Elephantulus edwardii (Cape elephant shrew), 454 nucleotides. It is a transcript of the gene NPPC, whose product is annotated as natriuretic peptide C. The record is from RefSeq and is a predicted model, not a curated record. Gene Ontology annotation, cellular component: extracellular region. The transcript has 2 exons. Gene Ontology annotation, biological process: cGMP biosynthetic process; receptor guanylyl cyclase signaling pathway. The coding region runs from base 51 to 419 and encodes 122 amino acids. Gene Ontology annotation, molecular function: hormone activity; hormone receptor binding. Lineage: Eukaryota; Metazoa; Chordata; Mammalia; Macroscelidea; Macroscelididae.